This is a messenger RNA of Stomoxys calcitrans (stable fly), 3341 nucleotides long. It is a transcript of the gene botv, whose product is annotated as exostosin-3. The record is from RefSeq and is a predicted model, not a curated record. NCBI's taxonomy places the organism in Eukaryota, Metazoa, Arthropoda, Insecta, Diptera, Muscidae. Gene Ontology annotation, cellular component: membrane. Gene Ontology annotation, molecular function: glycosyltransferase activity. The coding region runs from base 225 to 3239 and encodes 1004 amino acids. The transcript is spliced from 5 exons.
GUUUAUCAGCUGUUCUUGGACUUAAUUAACAAAUUGCUGUAAAGGCUUAAAAUUGAUGUUUAGAAAUAAAAUAAAUCGCUACAAAAUUAACGAGAAAUAUGUGUUGUUAUAAUUAGACCAAAAUAUUGAGUAGUCGGUGUUAAAAAUUGGCCGAAUUGUUUAUUAGCAAGACUUUCUUUUGAAAGUCUUUAAUUCACGGUUGGGGUUUGGUGUCUAACAACAACAUGACCACUACCAGCAAUUCGGGACAUCAUCCAUCAUCAUCGCAGAGCAUUGGCAAUAGCACUUAUCACAUAUUGGAAGACGGCGAAGACGAAAAAUUAAUCAAACCAAACUCGAAUACGUCAUGGAUUUCAUCAACAGCAGCUUCUACAAACACCACAACGGCGACAACAACAAUUUCUGUGUGCGGAUUUGUUUCAGUUGUAUGCGGUAGCAUAAAUUCAUGGUUUCGACACUAUCGAAUUUAUAAAACUAUUUUGUUAAUACUGUUAUUGUUGGUGCUGCUGCCUUUGUUCGCCCAUAGAAGUUUAUUAAAUCCUGAUAGCGAUGUUCCGCAAUUGGAUUUGCACAGGCAACGACCGCUGCUUGAUGCAUAUGAAGAUUUCAGUUCAAUGCGAGCCAGUGAUUUGAAGAUGAGAAUUGAGGAACUGUUACGUAUUAAGAGUACAGUUUCCAUAGAGCUUCGGGAAUUAGAAGCACGUCGACAAAAACUGCAAUCUGACAUUGGACAAUACAAUCAAAAAAUCGAAGAGCUUAAACAAGAUCUGAUGCGUGAACAAACCGAAUUGGAAAGGCUCAAGAUAUCCGUAGAGCAAGCACAAGUGGCCCAGAAGGAAGCAGUACAACGAAAUACCCCAGAUUUGGCACUACCACGCACUUUGUUUCCUAAUGCCUUACCUCGCAACAUGCCUGCCACAUCGCUGCAAACGAUGGCCGCAUGUGAAAUGCACAAUUGUUUUGAUCACUCUCGUUGCAGCUUGACGUCAGGAUUUCCUGUUUAUUUAUAUGAUCCCGAUAUGUAUGGUGUUCUUAAAACGGGCUAUGAAAUUGAUGGAUUUCUUCGCACAACCAUUAAGCAAACUUUGGGCUAUAAUGCCCAUAUAGUUAGAGAUCCCAAACAGGCAUGUAUAUAUUUAGUUCUCAUUGGAGAAGCCCUGUAUGAAAAUGAAUUGGUGAAAAACAAUCGUUAUGCCGCCCAAGAGGAAGAGCAAAAAGAGAAAACCACUUCGGCUAGUGGAGAUAGAUACAAUGCAAUAGAUAUGAACAAAAUAUACAGGUUACCCUAUUGGGGAGGUGAUGGCCGUAAUCAUGUACUCUUAAACUUGGCGCGAAGAAAUUUGAAUUCCAAAUCCACCAAUGCUUUGCUCAAUCAGAACACCAUGCGAGCCAUAGUGGUGCAAUCAUCUUUUGAGGCUUUACAGUUUCGACAGAACUAUGAUUUGAUAGUUCCGCCCAUAUUGGGGCCACCAGGAGGGGAUGUCUGGCAAGAAUGUGCUUCCAUGGUGCCUGCUAGACGAACUUAUCUGCUCUCCUUCCAAGGUGAAUUGCGACCUUUGAAUCAACCUUUACGUUAUCCACAUCCAUUGGAUGAUUUUAUAAUGGAUCACUUAACUGAGAUGUCAAAAGGCCCUACGCUAGACAAAUUCCUAUUACAAUUCAAAUGUGUGCCAGCAACAGAGCAACAGGAUGAAAAUGCUGUUGUUGAUUGGGCUUUGUGUGGUACUGAUUCUUCACGCAAACAGAUUUUAAAGGAUUCCACAUUUGCCCUAAUACUUCCACCUUUGGAAAAAAGAGUAAGUUCCACCCUAAUGUUGGCUAGACUCUAUGAGGCCUUGCGUUCUGGUGCUAUACCCGUCAUAUUGGGGGCAGAUGAAGUUCGUCUACCAUAUAGUGAGACCAUAGAUUGGCGUAGGGUGGCCUUGUUAUUGCCUAAGGCACGUAUAACAGAGUUGCACUUUUUACUAAGAGCCAUACAGGAUGGCGAUUUGUUGUUAAUGCGCCGCCAAGGUCGCUUAAUGUGGGAACGUUAUCUCAGCUCAGUGCAAGCUACAGUGGAUACGGUAAUAGCCAGUUUACGUGAUCGUUUGGGAGUGCCACCCAGACCAGUGCCUGCCGUGAUAGCCCAAAGUGUUUUCAACAAUACAUUUAUUCCCCUGAAAUCUGAUCCUCCUGUGGGUAUGGAUAAUGAACCCGAAGAAUCACUGGGUCCCAUGGAGCCACCAUAUCCCAGUCCAGCAUUUAAAAGAAAUUAUACAAUUUUGAGAAUGCAGUCGAGAGAGGCAUGGAAUGAUUGGGUUGAUCCGUUUUAUAUGUAUCCGCAACUGCCAUUUGAUCCUGUACUACCUUCCGAAGCUAAAUUUAUGGGUUCUCAUAUGGGGUUUCGUCCCAUUGGCAAGGGCAGCGGUGGAGCUGGCAAAGAAUUCAGCGAAGCUCUAGGUGGCAAUUAUCCACGAGAGCAAUUCACAAUUGUCAUAUUGACCUACGAAAGGGAGCAAGUGUUAAUGGAUUCCCUGGGUCGUUUGUAUGGUCUGCCGUAUUUGCAUAAAGUUGUGGUGGUAUGGAAUUCUCCUAAACCUCCAUUGGAUGAUCUACGUUGGCCUGAUAUUGGUGUACCUGUAGCUGUGGUACGAGCACCACGCAAUUCUUUAAACAAUAGGUUUCUUCCUUUUGAUGUCAUUGAAACGGAAGCUGUUCUCUCCGUGGACGAUGAUGCCCACUUGAGACACGAUGAAAUACUUUUUGGUUUUCGAGUGUGGCGUGAGCAUCGCGAUCGUGUUGUCGGCUUUCCAGGUCGUUUUCAUGCCUGGGAUCUAAAUGACAAUCACCAUUGGAAUUAUAACUCUAAUUACAGUUGUGAGUUGAGUAUGGUUUUAACCGGUGCAGCCUUCAUACAUAAAUACUACAUGUACUUGUAUACGUAUCAAUUACCUCAAGCCAUACGUGAUAAAGUCGAUGAGUAUAUGAAUUGUGAGGACAUAGCAAUGAAUUUCCUUGUAUCGCACAUUACAAGAAAACCUCCGGUUAAGGUAACAUCACGAUGGACCUUCCGAUGUCCUGGCUGUCCAGUUUCACUCAGUGAAGAUGAUACACAUUUCCAGGAGCGACAUAAAUGUAUAAAUUUCUUUUCACAAGUUUUCGGUUAUACGCCACUACUCAAUACACAAUAUCGAGCGGAUUCGAUAUUAUUUAAGACGCGUAUACCACACGAUAAACAAAAAUGCUUUAAAUAUAUAUGAGCACAACGCUUCAAAAAUUCAGUUUGUGUUACAGAAACAGAACUUAUAAAACAACCAAUUCAGCUUACCACUAAGUUUUAAACAAUAGCACACAAAUUUUUU